Molecule: messenger RNA, 2309 nt
Organism: Brienomyrus brachyistius
Lineage: Eukaryota; Metazoa; Chordata; Actinopteri; Osteoglossiformes; Mormyridae
Product: procollagen C-endopeptidase enhancer 2-like
Exons: 9
Coding region: 773-2107 (444 amino acids)
Molecular function (GO): protein binding
Source: RefSeq, a predicted model, not a curated record
UUGUGAAUGAAAAUCGUUUCCUGAAACUUUUCAGCCCACCAGAUGGCGGCAUAUACAUCCUGAUAAUGGCCAUUGAAACUAUCUGCUACGAAUGAGGCGAGACCUGAAGUGACUGUCUAUAAAUUUCGGUUCAAACACGGAGAUGUUAUUAUUUCCUUUAAUGGCACUAUAUAUGCAGUAUUGCUUCAGCUAUAGGUUAGUUGCACAGUGAUUAGCGAGAACUUGAGGAUAUAAAGACGAAAACUCUACGAUUGAAACUAUAUUGCAUGUAAAGGUGUGGAUGAGGAUGACAUCGGUAUAGUCAUUAAAUUUUGUAGCUGGCUGGUCAAUCCUGAGAGGAAUAAACAUAUCUGGUGCAAAAUCCGAAAAAUAGCUAAAUGAUCGCUUAUAAUGAACCGAACUGGAUUCUUGUACAUGUGUAAAACUUUGCUGGAGACCUGACGAUCCAUGCCGAAGGGCAGUUUGGAAGGGCUCAGGUGUCGCUCAGACGGACCCGGCUCUGCACCCCUGUACUUCACACUCCUCCGCGCCACGGGCGAUGACAGGCUGUACACAGGGGCAGCCAACGAUGCUGCUCCCUCCUCCCGAUCUACACAGAAGCUGCAUUCAUCCGCACCAUCCUGGCGCUCAGGAGACCCCCCACCCCCCAGACGCACAUCUCACGGGCUUUUCGCGCUAGUCCGCCUGUGAGGAUACAGCCUCCCAUCCCGGAGAUACCGAGUUGCUACAAUGAGCGCCAUGGCUAUGGUCUUGCUGCUUUCCAGCGUCGUGUAUGGUCAGCCACACAGGCCCAGCUUUCCAUGUGGGGGGAAUUUCACCGAUGACUCCGGGGUCAUCGGCAGCCAGGGUUACCCGGGGGUGUACCCGGCCAACAGCAAGUGCGUCUGGAGGAUCACGGUCCCUGAGGGGAAGGUGGUCGUCCUCUCAUUCCGCUUCCUCGACCUGGAGAGCGACACCUUGUGCCGCUAUGACUUUGUGGAUGUGUACAGCGGACAGUCUCCAGGCCACCGGCUUGGGCGUUUCUGCGGGACGCACUUGCCGGGGGCCCUUGUCUCCACGGGCAACAAGAUGGUCCUGCAGAUGGUGUCUGACGCCAACACGGCCGGCAGUGGCUUCCUGGCUGCGUACUCGGCGGCCAAGCCACACAAGCAAGCUGCCAGACAGAGGCUCGUUUGGGCAGCUACAGUCUGGGGGCUGGUGCUUUAUUCCUGCUCUGUGUAGCUGCCGAGGUUGUUUUCAGGGGAAUGACUGGAAUUGUCGGGGAAUUUGGAAAGGAGAGCAGUACUGCGGCGGCCGCCUGGAGAAGCCGACAGGGUCCUUCAAGACCCCCAACUGGCCGGAGAAGGACUACCCAGCCGGGGUCAGCUGCUUCUGGCACAUCGUGGCCCCCAGGAAUCAGAUCAUCGAAGUGAAGUUCGAGAAAUUUGACGUGGAAAGAGACAGCUACUGUCGCUAUGACUACGUGGCCAUUUUCAAUGGGGCGGAAAUCAACGAUGCCAAGAGGAUCGGGAAAUACUGCGGCGAUAGCCCUCCGGCCCCUGUCUUCUCUGAUGGGAGCCAGCUCUUCAUUCAGUUCCUCUCUGACCUGAGUCUCACAGCAGAUGGCUUCAUCGGCCAUUACAAAUUCAGGCCCAAGAAAUUCUCUACUACCACCAUAGCUCCGACCACCACGAGUCCCCUGGUCACGACCAGAACCACAAGUCUGAAGUACUCAGCAGCGCUGUGCCAACAGAGGUGUAAGAAGAGCGGUGCCCUCGAGUGGCAUUACUGCUCCAGCGAUUUCGUGAUAACAGGCACGGUCAUCUCCACUGUGACUCGGGGGGGCAGUGUCCACGCCAGCAUCUCCAUCAUCAGUGUCUACAAGGAGGGGAAGCUCUCCAUUCAACAGGCCGGCAAGGCCCUGAGCACCAAGAUCAUCAUUCUGUGCAAGAAAUGCCCCUUCAUCAGGCGAGUCCAUGGUUGUUGGGUCUCGCCAGGUCUCAGCUACGUCUUCAUGGGCCAGGCCGAUGCUCAGGGCCGCGGCAAAGUGGCGCCACACCACUUCGUGGGGGUCAUCAAGCCCAGCACUCAGAAAAGCCUAAACACACUGAGGAGCCAGCGAUGCUGAGCCAUCAUCAUAUCAGCAUGCCUGGCCCCCCUCGCCGUGCCGCUUCCUCUGUGUGAAGCUUAUCGAAGACUGUUUGGACAAGCGGAGCGCCGUAACGAUGUCCACCAACAUCUCGAAAAGCUUCCUUCCAGCUUGUGCUGAGUGUAAUGCAGGGAACAGGACCUUUUCCAUGUGGCUGCAUAAAGUGCAAUAUUUAAAAACA